Pseudophryne corroboree (corroboree frog) is the source of this 5425-nucleotide messenger RNA. RefSeq names its product URB2 ribosome biogenesis homolog (gene URB2). Gene Ontology annotation, biological process: ribosome biogenesis. The transcript is spliced from 9 exons. Lineage: Eukaryota; Metazoa; Chordata; Amphibia; Anura; Myobatrachidae. Gene Ontology annotation, cellular component: nucleolus. The record is from RefSeq and is a predicted model, not a curated record. Bases 705 to 5237 code for a protein of 1510 amino acids.
GGACUGCCUGCACACAGAUAGCCGGCCCGGACGCUGCCUGCACACAGAUAGCCGGCUCGGACGCUGCAGUGCCAGCACUCGGGUACACGGAGUCACACACCUGCAGUGCUACACGGGGGGGAGGGAGCCGCCCGUCACUGCCUGUCAUGCGACCAAUGAGUCGCUGCACUAUCGCUUCCGUGUCAGACGUCAGCGCGGUGCGACUAUCGGGCGCGUCACACGCCGGCUGCCGGGUACACUGACCACACGUGGGAGCCGCAGAGCGGAGGGGACCGGGGGCUGACCCGUAUCUGCCGCCCUCUGUUACAUUGUAUCACUGUCCUCCUCCUCGCAAUGUAUCCCUACUGCCUGUGACUGUCACACUGUAACUCUGCUCCCUCCCCAGAGUGCGGGGCACCGGCGGGUAACGGGGACUGACCCCCUGUAUGUUACAUUGUAUCACUGUGUGACUCUGCCCCGGAGCUCGGGACACCGGCGGGUAACGGGGACUGACCCCCUGUAUGUUACAUUGUAUCACUGUGUGACUCUGCCCCAGAGUGCGGGACACCGGCGGGUAACGGGGACUGACCCCCUGUAUGUUACAUUGUAUCACUGUGUGACUCUGCCCCGGAGCUCGGGACACCGGCGGGUAACGGGGACUGACCCCCUGUAUGUUACAUUGUAUCACUGUGUGACUCUGCCCCGGAGCUCGGGACACCGGGGCCAUGGCUGCCAUAUACUCCGGCCUCCACCUGAAGCUGAGGAACUCUAAGGUGCCCUGGGGUGAGAAGAUAAAGCUGGCCCACUUUGCCUGGGUCACUCACCAGUGCUUCAUCCCUAACAAGGAGCAGGUCUUGCUGGACUGGGUCAGCCAUGCGCUAGUCGGGCAUCACACAAAGAAGAUUAAUCUGGACGAAGAUGUUGAACAGAAACUUUGGGGCUUUCUCGACAGCGUCUUACGCAGCAAGAGGCUACAAAGUCUGGCGGCAGAGGGGAAAUCUGUAAAACUGCGCAUUGCCGUCGCUCAGGUUAUGAAUGAUUUUAUCGAAACCUCAUCUACAAAAGAGAUCCCUCCGGCUGGCAUUGGAACGGUUUUAAGCUGUUGCCAUGGUGUUUUAUCUAUGCCCGCCAUCGCUUGUGUCUACACAGCCAAAUAUGAGCUGAUGGUAGACCUACUACGUAAGCUAUGUACAUUAGCUCGCCACUGCUUGGCUUCAGAUCAGACCAUCACACCUCAAGUAUUAAGUGUCCUUCACACAUCCUUGAUACAAUACCUACAAGUACAGAGACAGCAGGGAAACCCCAACAGAGUUUUUACACAUGUUCUCGCCCAGCUUUUCCAACCGUGUUUGGUUUUAAAGAAUGCUUUGGGCAUCCAUGUUUUUGGUAAGAAUAAUAACCGUGAAUGCUACAACCUAGUCAAAGACAUUGAACGUAACCUAGAAUCUGUACUUCAUAGUGCUUUCUUCCACGAUGAUCUUCUGUCAUUCUACAAAGAAGAGCUCCUGCCCGAAUUGGACAAGUCCGAGAAGAAAAAAGGAUCUCUUAGAGGGCUUCUGUCUCCAGCAUCGUGCAUCACUGCAAAACUGGGAGACGUGACUUUUUGUGACGCGGACACGCACCUUGCAGUUGUAGCCGAUUCUCUCCCUCUUUUGUAUAAACUGUUUUUAGACUCUUACUGCAAAGAUGGAAAAGAAUUGGUCUGCUUUCACAUGCUUGUCAAACUGUUCACAUGUAUUCGGUCAUCAGUGGCAGUAAAGCGCAAGGGCCCAAAAGCACCUUCUUCAGGCUGGACCAUGGGUCUCUCUUCUCUGGAGCAGCUGCUAAACCUUGUUCUCAGCCAUAAUAUUUACAACGUUGCUGUGGACCACAUAAGGCACCGUGAUGUUCAGUUCCAGUUCUACCGUACUCUAGCGGAAACCCUAGUGGGCCGACCGUGCACCUCUUCGGCUUCUUGGUUCCGUUGCUUGAAAAAUUUAAACCUAUUAAAUCACCUUAUAGUUGAACCCGAUCUUGAGGACCUAUUGUCGCAUGCGUGGAUCGGUGUAGACCUUUCAGACGCUCCCACCAGUAAAGCACAGGAAGCGUUGAUCAGCAGUCUUCUGCAGACCUACACCAAGCUUCGCCAAUUUCCAAAACUCUUCAAAGACAUUCUAAUGGUGAUAUGUCGAAUGGGAGCUGAUGAAUUAAGAGAACCACCAUUUGUUUCUUCAACUGUAAAUCUGACGGAAUGUCUUGUUCAGCUUCCCCAUAAUCAAAUUUUGGAUAUUUGGGACAUGGUAUUGGAGAGGUGUCAUGGUUUUAUCCUUCCAGACAUUAAAGGUAACCCAGAUCUUUGCUUAAAAUUGUUUUCUGUAAGUUCUAUUCUUCAUUUCUUGAUGUUUAACAUGAAGACGUUGGACAAUAAUACCCCAGUGCCUGUUCUCAAACGCUUCCAAAACCUAAUGAAACAAAUGGCGGAUGAACUGAUCUGUCCGUCUCUAGAGCUUCUGAAGGAUGUAAAUGCAGGUCCUACGUGGCUUCAGAAACUCUGCGAUGCUGCCCUCCUUCUUCUCUACACAUGGAUAGAAGUGGACACCGUCACUACACUGAAUUGCAGCAAAUAUGUAUCUCAGCUGAGACCGUCCCUUCCAUCUGACUCGAAGAUGAAAGGUUGGGACUUCUCGUUGUUCUUCGAAGAUAAAGAAUGUUGGAGGAAAAUCUAUGGACUUUGCACUGUAUCUAAUCCGGUCAGCAUGUUCUGCCUCCAGCUUCUCUCCGUUCAGAAGCUGAAACAUGUUCUGAUGCAGGCUUACUCCCCAAACGAGUAUGAUCAACUCACUGUUCAAGCAGCUGCGUCCUUGGUUGUUCAUUCUGGUAGUUGUCUUACAGUCCCCAAGCAUCAGGAGCCUUGGAGUGGAAAUGCCUGUGCGGUUAAUGUUGCCUGUUUCCCUGUGGCUCGUUGGCACCUUAUUGCGUCCAAUCUCCUACUCCUCCUUCCGUAUCUACCGCAGGACGAUAUCAACCAUAUAACAGACUUUCUCCUUGACACAGUGGUGUCGGCGCAAGACGCACCUGACCGCAUCUACGAUGAUUCUUCAGUUACUUUGGAAGACGUAUCUGUGAGUUUGCUCCAUAGUGACUUGUUUGCGGAGAUGCCGUUGUUGCAGUGUGCUUUUAUAAACAGUAUUAUAAAGAAGUGUGCCCUGUUACUGAGAGAGCAAGCUGCCGUAAGGGAGAUUCUUCAUCUGCUCUCUGCCAAAGACAUACAUUGGCACGAGGACUCUGUUUCUGCAUACAACAAAGCUACGAUAAGUUCCAAUCCGAAAAUCAGCUCCUCGGGUCCUGAAUACUCCCCGUGCAUGCAGAAUCUGCAGAACGCUGGGCUCCGUAUAUCCUCAAUGACCGCAGCUCAGGUCACCGUAAAUUUAAGCGAGUCUGAUCUGAACGAUAUCAUCGGUGUGAUAGAAUGUAUUUCUGCAUUGCAGCCCGACAGUCUGACGCCCACAGACCAGUGUCGCUGCCUUCUCGCGCUGUUGUCCUUGGCCAGUACAAGCGGCCUUCUCAACCUCCGUCUUGCGCACGUGUGCUACAGUCUGAUGACGCGCCUCUUAAGUGGGAAACAUGCCAAUUCUGUAUUCAAGCUGCUCUACGCCAGUGACGUAGUAACGAUUGUUAUGACGGGCAUCCAGUCCGCCAAGUGGCGUUUGGCUGACGAUGAGAAGGAACGGUGUUGGGCAGAAUUUGUCUACGUGAUGCAGAGUUUUUUCGAAGCCUUCCUUAUGCUGGUCUUCGAGAGAAAACAGAGCCUUGUACUUAAUCUAGAGAAACUGGCGACCUUCUUGGUGAAUGCUCUUCCCAAUGCAGACAGCAAAGACUGGACCUCUAGAGUGGGUCAAUUGUUUAUUGUUGCACUCAACAGUUUGUGCAACCAUUUGGCAGCCUACAUCCAGAAACAAAAGGGGGAUAGACAGCGGACGGAGGUCUUGUCUUCUCUCUUGCAACAAGUUGUUGUAAAAAUGAACGCGGUUGUCCGACAGUGCGUAAAGGCCAGUGAGCCGUGUCAGGUGUUACCUUCAUUCCUAGUGUCCUGCACAACCACCCUUCUCGAAGCGGAGCUCAGCUGCCACUCUAGAGACGGCCUCCAGAACGCGGAACUAUACAGAAGCUUUUGCUCGCAGAUUCUGAGGGAGCUUUGUUACGCCAAGAAGCAGGAUGCGUUCCUAAAGUCCGCCUUGCGCUAUUUGAAAAUGUGCAUUGGGGUGAAAGAGAUUCACACUGCCCAGGAAACGGUGGUCAUCGCUGUCUUCGUCGCUUUGAAGAAACUGCUUGCUAGUGCCAGGACGGACAGCGAGUUUGUGCAGAGUGCAGAAGUACAGAUAAAUGACUUAUUUACUCAGAUGGCGGAGAACUGUAGCUGUGAGGAGUUCUGCACUAUAAUGAAAGCUACCUUGUACGGCCUCGAAGUUUCCAACUUGUGGAAGAACAACUAUAAGGAACUAUUUGCCAGCAUCACACUGACCAAACUGCUACUUAAUUGUCCGUUAACGGAAGACAAAAGGAAAUUGUUCUGGUGCACGGCGUCUCAGAUUACAACCGCACUAGUGACGCUCUGCACAGAAGUGUGCAAGGACCGCUCACUGCUCACCAGCAUUGCCGUGCCAGUGCUAGACACUAUCGCCUUGUUAUUAAGACGGGGAGAAAUGGAUCUGCUGAAUCCGCACCACGUUACGCUCUCAUUCAGCCCAGUUUUAACGGUGCCGCUCGAUCACUUGAAGGCUGAAGAAUAUUACAGCGUGUUCCUGGCGAUACAUGAAGUGCUGUUCUCUUGUCUACAGUGUCAUCCCAAGGUGAUGCUGAAAGCAGUUGCAACAUUUUUGAACAUUUUUCACCGGCUGGUUUCAUCCGUCAUGCACGAGGGACGUCAGAAAGGAGAGAAAGGUGCCGCUAAUGAAUCGGAGACGAUACUAAAAUGUGCACAACUAGUGGAACGGAUGUACACUCACAUUGCUGCAAAAACCGAGGAGUUCACUGUGUUUUCCACUUCUAUUGUUUCCCAAUAUGUACACGAGCUGCAGAAGGUGACGCUUCAGCCUGCCGUAAAGAAGCAUCUGACACAAGGAAUCUUUCACAUAAUGGACCUUUGCAUCGAUCGUGAUAUCAAGUUCUUAAAUGCGUCCUUACAGAUGGAAGUGAGAGAAGUGUUCAAAGAACUGUACCACGAGUAUACCAGCCAGCACAAAGCGAGGGACCGAGGAGAAGAGAAAUAUACAGCGUAAUAAUGGGGAUUAUUUUAUGUAUGUAACAAGCGAGUGCCAGGUCUUUCUGACGCUAACCCGUACUAUGCCAGAUCCUUCAGAUGUGCGUCCUCCCCGAUCUUAUCGUCGUUUGGCAAUAAACUUCUUGGAUGCACAAAAUCCUUCUGCAAGAAUGUAUUAAAAUAACUUGUGUGACGUCCAAUCACAAA